AUGACAACCGAACCUCUCACAAAAAUAACAACAGCUCCAACUAACAUGACAACUACAUCUGCAACUACCAUGACAACAACAGCACUAACAACCAUGACAACCAGUUCUCCAAAUACCAUGACAACAACAGCUCCCACGACGGAAGCUGAGACUACCAAGACAUCUGCGGCUAAAAAUAGCAUGACAACAGUACCUCUGACAACAAUAUCAACAAUAGCUCCAACUUUCAUGACAAGAGGAGCUCCAACUCACAUGCCAAAAACAGCUCCAACUACCAUGAUAACUGGGGCACAAACUAUCACGACACCAGCUCCAUCUACCAUGACAACAGAAGCCUCAACUACCAUCAAAACAGCUCCAACUACAUUGACAAAAGGGGGCCAAUCUACCACGACAACAGCUCAAACUACCAUGACAAUAGGGGCCCCAACUACCACGACAACAACAGCUCCAACUACCAUGACAACAGGAGCCCCAACUACUAUGACAACAGCUCCAACUAAUAUGACAACAGAAGCUUCAACUCCCAUGGCAACAGCUCCAACUAUCCUGACAACAGGGGCCCCAACUACCAUGAACAUAGCUCCAACUACCAUGACAACAGGGGCCCCAACUACCAUGACAACAACCGCUCCAACUAACAUGACAACAUUAGCUUCAACUACCAUGACAACAGCUCCAACUACCAUGACAACAGGGGCCCCAACUUCCAUGACAACAGGGGCCCUAACUACCAUGAAAACAACAGCUCCAUCUACCAUGACACCUGCAGCUCCAACUACCGUGACAACUGCAUUUCCAACUAACCUCACGAGGGUAGUUCCUUCCACAGCAAAUUCAACGACCUUGAACAGAGGCACCUCUGUCUGCGUGUCUCUGCUGAACUCUGUGGUGAUGCCUCUACUUCUCUCCUCAGUAGUGGUGCUAGAAGUAUGGCAAUAGUCGGUAAUAGCAGACCAUCCCAGACGAGGUGCAUCAACCUCUGUGUGUAUGCGGGUGUGUGUGUGUGUGCAAAACAAUGGAUGCAUUUUUCUAUCCGUCACAAUUCUUACCAAGUUAUUUAAUUCACGCUGCCAUCACACUAAAUCGAAUCUGGUCACAUUUGAGUUGACUGGUACACUAAUCCGUUUGAUGAUCAAAAUCACAAAGUGUGGAUUUGUCUGCCGUGAACGCACAAAUGAGAAGUAUAUACACCUCUUCUUCUUUCUAUGAUAACCAUCAUUAUUACUUAUUUUACAUAUUUUAUUGGUGUUAUCAUUCUUAUUUGUUAAUUGAUGACUUGCCAACUGGUUGUGCUCCCAAUUCUUGAUGAUUCAUUUCAGGUGUGUGUGUCAUGUGACUGCCUAUAUAAGCUGAUGCACCUGUACAAAAUAAACCUUGUGUGUUUUCUCAGAACUUGAAUGCAGUUGUAUUAUUUGUCCUCCCAAGUUGAUAGAACGUUUCGCAGGUAUAUCUAGCAGGAAAGCUCUGUUUAACAUUAUUCAUAUCCAGUCACCUGAAGCACAUGAAGUAGGGAGACGGGGAAUGUAAAUAAUGCUCAUCUUUAUUACACAUGAAAAAGGACACUGGACAUUAUUAAGAACAUUGCAGCAUGAAUGCUUCUGGUGGAGAGCGCUGAUGGUCAUCUCAGUCCUCAGACCGACAGAUCGCCAGCA
Gadus chalcogrammus (walleye pollock) is the source of this 1655-nucleotide messenger RNA. RefSeq names its product mucin-5AC-like. The transcript has a single exon. The coding region runs from base 1 to 942 and encodes 313 amino acids. The record is from RefSeq and is a predicted model, not a curated record. Lineage: Eukaryota; Metazoa; Chordata; Actinopteri; Gadiformes; Gadidae.